This is a messenger RNA of Serendipita indica DSM 11827, 6213 nucleotides long. The record is from the annotation of a GenBank genome assembly. NCBI's taxonomy places the organism in Eukaryota, Fungi, Basidiomycota, Agaricomycetes, Sebacinales, Serendipitaceae.
AUGGAAUCCGUCCGACGUGUUGGGACGUGCGCAGGACCCGUCGUGAGUCAGGGACUCGCGUACAAACCAAACGCACCCGCGACCGAGCGCAUCUUGUUUCUCUCGGACCAUCUCGACGCGUCCGAGCUCGUCUGUGCCGCACUCGUCAAUGCCGUCGCGAGCAAGCGGCCCAAUCUCCCUGGAAUGACGCACAUAGAACUCGCCACGCGUGAAUAUUACGCUAUAAGAGAUGGGAUAUUAAACGUCUGGCAUGACCUUCUCACCAUGCUCGUCGCCGCGCACCACAACGAAGUCGAGUCGGGGAGCCUGGUAUGGAGAUUGGCGGAGCAGACGGUGCAGAUACUGCAUGGUAGAGAAGAAGGCGCCACAAAUUCGUUUGUGAUGGUUUUAUUGGAGCAGUUGGAUGGGCUGGCACAGAGGAUGGAGGUUGUGCGAAAAAAACUCGUUGAUGCAACCUCCCAGACGAGCACGAGCACCAGCCUGCGCGAUGUGGUUCUAGAAGGAGAGCUGGAAAAAGUAGGCGAGCAACUUGUCGGCCCGGAUAUCCUGCAUUUACUCCAGUGGACGUCGAAAUUUGAUGCAGCGGACGAUCUCGGUAUACACGUUACAGCCGCUGCGCUUUACGCGCUAUCCUCUUCCCCACCAACCACCGAUGCGGCACUAUCGAACCUAUCCGACGUCGAUUACAUCAAAUCACUGCUAACAAGAUUCGACAAAGGAACGGAUUGGAAGUCCAAAGGUGUCAAAUCGGCGCUUCAACUACAAUGUUCGCUCUUCCUGGUUGCUUGUCGCGCAAAAGAUCCGACGGCGUGCGACGAGCAGAACGCGACAGUCGAUGCAGUGGAGACGAUGGCUACAGACGCCAUGGAAAGCGACGCCUUUAUUUUCCUAGACCAAAUCGUUGCUGCGACCGCGAUUCCCACUGCGUCCAAAGGUGCAGACCUCGUCGACGAGGAUGUGCGACCAAAAGUCUACGCGGCAGUCGAGUCUGUCGUCAUCGGACUACUCGUGUCAUUACCAAACGUCCUCAAGCGACUCAAACAUCGUCAAGAGGAUAUUGGGCUCUCGGCGCGAAAGCACCAACCGACACCAUUUGUCACAGCUCUAGGAAGAACGAUUGUCGAACCAGCUCCCGUUGCACCCGCACCAACGCCACGAACGGAUAUUGCAUCGCUAUUCAAGUUGAUCGGUACCAUUUACGACGCGCUUCCGGCCGAGUCUGCACUCAAGUUCUGGACGGUGCAGAACGUUGGCAAGAACAGACAAGCAGAUAUCGUCAACGCUCGAUUACCGUCUUUCCUUCGAUGGGCGGCCGAGUCGAGAGGGGAGGUCAUGGUACCUGCCGUGUACGACAUGUUAGCGGGCUUGGCCAAAGGCACGGCAUGCAGUGAGCACGCGUACAACUUUCUUUCCACGGGAGGGGUCUCCACGAGCGCAUUGGCGGGCAUGCAAGUCUCCUAUGGUGGUGGUGCGUUCUCAUGGUCCGUUCUUUUUGGAUCAUUGGGGUAUUACGCAGAUGCUCUACCGAAUCCACGCACCAUUCAACAACACCGACAACAAGGCCCACUUCCGGAGAUGCGUGUAGAAGAGGCGAGCUUACUCGUCUCGUUCCUCAAACUUCUUCGCGUCGUCGUGCAUUGGUCUGUUCCCGCGCGCCUGGCACUCGCCGAUCAUCCACAAUACCGCGCUGUUCCCGCUAUGCUCCAACUUGCGACGUGCCGAGUACCACUCGAGCUCAAAGGAGCAAUCUAUGAAGCUGUUGGGGCCUUCUGUGCACCUGGCGGUGGCGUAGCAGGUGCUGCGAUCUGUAGGAACACAUGGCUCAUGCUCGAGCAACUCCAGGUCCUAGACACGCUAAAUGUAGCUGUUGGCGUAGGUGCCACGCACGGGAUCAAGUUUGAACUGCUCGAGGUGGAGGUUCCGAGCAAAGUAUACCCUUGCACACCCGCGUUUAUUCGGCUCAUGAACUCGCUCAUCCACACGUCCAAAGAUUUGUCGCUUCGACAGGUACUAUUCGGCGCAGACGGUGGAAAGACAAUCCCAGAUGGACUCGGCCUCCCUCAUCGACAGCUCCCCCUUGCGCCCUACCUUUCCUUUGCGGCCGACGAUGUCCUUUUCUUAGCGGAAGACGCAUUCAAGACAGACGCAGACAGAUGGUCACUCAAGGACCUGUGUUUGCAGUUUGUUGAAAAGUCACUGGCAAGCUUUGACUUGGAGUCGAUACCCGCUGCAUUGCAGGCGAUUGCAACACAGGGCCCACAAGUCAUCAAACCCUAUGUUCUUCACCCAGGCUUCGAUGUGAUGACGCGGUUACUCACGGAUACUCGUCUGCGUGCCGUCAUCAGCGAUUUCCUCGCUGAAGGUCCGAACAAGAUGGAGAAAGGAACCAUCAAAACGACGUUUUUCGAGAGCUGCAUGCGACGCGUGGUACGCAUCGUUCAUCGAGUGCUAGACGUACAGAGCUUCUUCCUCGACAUGCUCGUCCCAGCUAUUCAGUCGUUCGACUUUUCCCCCAUCCUCAACGACUUUGCGCCCGGACAACUCAUCGCACUUGACCGACAUCUCUUGUUCAAUCACGUCCUCGUCGAACGCAUCGCUCUACUUGUCACGAUGCCAAGCCCAGAGAUUCAAUUGCUCUGCAUCCGAAUCCUCGGUUUACUCGCUCUUUCUCCCAAUUUCACCAUCAUGGACCAACAGGCCUCGCGAAUGGCACGGAGACUCAACAGGCUCGCCGUCAUUGUCCAGAACAGCGACGACUCGGUGCGCAUAAACGACGGAUUCGCCGCCCUCCUGGCUACUCCUUCUGUAGAAACAGACGAAGCGGACGAUCUAGAGAUGCAUAUUGGUGCUGGGGCGCCAGCCCUGGAGGAGGGCGCAGAGGAAGUAUCGUUGACGCACAUCAUCCGACUGGAGAUAAUGGAUCUCCUUUUGAAAAACUCGGAAAAGGGACGACCAGCGCCCAACCUCGCCCAUCUUCUCCUCGGCUUUGAUGUUGCCACCGCGUCGACCAAUGAAAUGUCCAUCCAGGACCCCAAUGCGCUAAACUCAAACGUCUCGUGUUUCCACGUUGUCACGGACCUUUUACGAGAAGGCAUUCCAUCGUUGGAUUCUACGCAGAAGCGACGCCACGACGCAGCAUUGGGUGCUACUCCCCUCUAUUUCAAAGCACCUCUUCUCGCCGAAAAGUGCCAUCGACUCUUCUACCAACUUUGCUCACAUGAGCUCACUAGCAAGCCAUCUGCUCGCUAUCUUCGUACACGAGAAGACUAUUUUGCGCGAAACUUGGCAGCGCUUCCCAUCCGCGCUCCAGAGAUCUUGACCCAACCGGAGGGUAUGGCAAGUUAUGCAGACGGGACAAGUAUCGAUACGACUUGUCGAGCCCUCAGUUCGUUCUUGCGUAUGCGAUCAUGGCUACUCGAGUCGAUUGCACUCGAGCUGCAUCUCCUCACGGAUGAGCGCCAAUUCCCCAAAGCGGGUCGCUUACUCGACAUCCUCUUUGGGAGCGUUGAUACCAUGAUAGCCGACACAUCCAUCGAUGACCUGGAGGACCAGUUCUUUGGCAACGCUGUCCAAGUGUUCGCCCCUGGCCAGUCACUGAUGCUCCUUCGACUUGGCGUGGCAAGACUCGGUCGCGCUCCAAAGCGAAGUCAACUGUAUUUCUAUGCAUCACUCGACUACUCUUCUUGUCUCCAAACGGCAGAAAGUGGUGCAGAGAUUAUCGAUAGGGACGCCCUUAUCGGUCUUUUAUCGACAAUCCGCCGUAUGCGAGAAGAAACCGGACAUCUUACUCCAGAAGCAGAAGAACAACUUUCCCAAGAGACCAAGUACCUUUUGGAGAGUUGUGUCAAGGAGAACAAUCGACGAGAGAUUGAGCAUGCAAAGUCAAUGGGCUUCGAGGCAUGGCGACGAGUUGUCAACAUUUCGCUCGCAAAGUGCUUUAACAGGCUUCCUAUUGACGGUCGUGAGGGUAUCCUCUUCGAUCUGCUUCAGGAAGUUCCACCAGUCAUUCGCCAACCAUCCCUUGCCGUCUCAUCCGCCAUCCUUCUCUCCGAAGUCACGGUGAUGCUCAUCACCAAACUGCGGGAGGACAGGAGUCAGCGAAUCCAAAUGCAGGCGCUCACUGACGAUUCCAAUUUCGCUGCGACGUCGCUUCCGGAAGAUCGGUUCCAUGGCAUUUUGAAGAGCUUGAUUGAGAGUCUUCUUACAUCAGGCAUGCCAGAGGUCGUUCGCGGGAAUCUUUACGCGUCCGUUACCAACCAUCUUCAGCUCGUUCAAACGGUGGCCAAUGUGCGUCGAAUGCACUCAGUUGUGGAUGAUGAGCACGAAGAAGAGCCCUUGUUCGGAAGUUCCAAGGCGUUCCAGUCCUAUACUGCCCUUGAAAUCGGUUGCGUCAAUAUCAUCAACUCUCUCUCAGAACGCCUCAUUCCUGUCCUAUGCCGCGAUGCAAUCGAUGGUAGUGAGGUCUGGAAGACGGUGGCAUUUACAUUACUGGACUCACUCAUACGACUAUCACGUAUCCAACGCCAACACCGCGUCCUUCAUCUUCUUUCAAGAGGCGGAUAUCUUGGAAACUUCUGUGUAGGCUUCAAGGAGGCAGAUGAAGAGCUCCAGGGCACACUGGUGCCCGAGCCAAGUUCUCUAAAUGCGUUGUUUGUUCACGAGGCAAAGACAGCGUUCCUCAUUCGAAUUGCCCAGACACGCGCUGGUGCCGAGAGGCUGCUGGCUGCGCGACUUCUCUCUGUUCUCGCCCAGUGCGAUUACAUUGACGCAAGGCCGGACGCUACCCAAACGUUCCAAGAUACGGACUCGCUUUUUUCACCUUCACUCGAAAGAUGGCAUCAGCUUGUGAAGCCCACGUUACAACUCGUUGCCAGUGUACUCGCUACUCUAGGCUCCUCAAACGGCGAAGCCUACAAGCAAGCGAUGGAGUUUGUCCUCAACCACCGAGAGACUCUGAGAGCCCUACUCAUGGAAUCUGGCCGACUUUCCCUGGCACAUCUCUCCGAGCUAUCUCUGGUCGUUGCCAUAAGCUCGUACGUCGUACCAAGGGUGGAUCGUAAUGACCUUACGACGCGCUCAAGUGGAUUUGGGCCUCUACAUGAAGUUAUUCUGACACUGGCUUCAAAAACCAUAUAUACCGGCCGAUGGGGAGCAGUCGUUGCUCCAGCGAAUGACGCUGAACUGGCGGAAAGUCGAAAUGCUCCGGCUGCAUUCCAAGCGCGAAUUCUUGAAGCUACAGAAGACCUUCAACGUGCGGUCUUCAAUUACCUUGUCGCCUCGAGUGACGCUUCCGGUCCGACGCUCUACCCACAACUGUCGACUAGUUUGUUCGUCCCUCGAGAUGGAGACGUGAACCCUCAGCAAGCAGGACCCGUUCCUAGUGUCGGUGAUGCGAUCGUAGCGCUCCGAGAGGUUUAUAGCUACCUCAACCGCUCGCUACUGGAAGUCAAUUCGUAUUCUGUCAAGUUGCUCAAUCAAGAUAGUUCAGGAAUGGACGAGCUUGAAGAGGCGCGUGCAUAUACCGGCAUUGCACUUGCAUCUUUGGAAGGGUCGGAAUUACUUGAACCGUCUCAAAAACGUGCACUCGCCUUUGGCCACCUCCAAGAAAUGAUGAACCAGCGGAUCAAAGACUCGAACCACUACAUGGAUUCCUUGGAGGAACUCUUGCUGCUGGUCUGGAGACACGUUGAUUAUUACAUCAAUUACCGGAGCACCCCAGCGAUUGAUGGCCCAACCGAGCCAGCACCAAAGGCCAAUGAAUUGGGCCUGAGUCAAACGGCACGACCCACACCGACGCCACCGCCGGAAACACGAAGUGGAUGGGGCAUGAGCUUAUUCUCGCCCUUCCGACGAAGAGCAGAUUCGCCUGCGCCGGGGACUGGUGGUACAGCAACUAGUCCCGCACCACUUGGGGCGUCGGUGGCCCUCGCAAAUGGAACUGGGCGGAGUCAGCUGGGGAGAAGUAUGUUGACGGUCAGUGCGCUUGGUGGACGGGCGCCUACGUUGCGGAGUACCGAGGAUAGCCAAGCAGAGGCGUUUAGGGUGGACGUUGCCAGAGUGCUGGAACCGCUACUUGAUCGACUGGAUGAACUGCAGCUGCCGGACGACAUUGCCUCGCUGGACUUCCGCAUACGUGGACCGUAUGUACAGUCGUUUAUCAAGCGAUUACGGGCGGUGAUAAAGGCUCCAACAAGCGAAGAGACGGAAGAGUAG